AUGCUGAUGAAGUCGCCUGGUCGACCACAGGCCGUCCCCAUCCUUUGCAAAGUUUACGAAAAGGUGAAUAUCGAGAACACGUACAGUGAUCAUUUGGUAUCGCGCUCAAACUGGAUCCCCGUGAGGGAUGCCAUGGUGGCAUUCACCGUGACGCGGGGCGGCGAGUAUUUGAUCGUUGCAGAGUUGCCUUCCGGCACCAGCCGUGUGGAGAGGAUGAUCUUCAGGUGUUAUGCCUCACAGCCGCACGUCAUGGUCGCCGCCCAUAAGAUGUCCAGGAAGCACAGGCUUGUUGAAUCGAGAGCUUUGCCUGGUGCAUCGCGACUUUCCCUGGUUGGUUUGAUGCAGCCCGAUGGUUUAGACAAAGAUCAGCCGGUGCAGAUCGAUUGGGAAUACGACGCCAUGCGAAAGCCGGAAUUUGACCUUGAAACUGGAUGGAGUGCUCUAGUGAAGGAGGUGAACCAAGAUUGUGCUGUCAUGUGA
Symbiodinium necroappetens is the source of this 480-nucleotide messenger RNA. The record is from the annotation of a GenBank genome assembly. Lineage: Eukaryota; Dinophyceae; Suessiales; Symbiodiniaceae.